Messenger RNA from Symbiodinium sp. CCMP2456, 882 nucleotides. NCBI's taxonomy places the organism in Eukaryota, Dinophyceae, Suessiales, Symbiodiniaceae. The record is from the annotation of a GenBank genome assembly.
GCCAAUCUGACCACGCCCGAGCAGCACCAGGCACUACCUCCAGCUGAGCGCCGAGAGCGAGCUGGGAAAUGGCGCGAGUUCAUUAGCAGCAUCGACAAAGUCGGCUGGGAGGCAGCUCGCGCAUAUCGACACCGCUUCAACAAUGCUGCUGGAUGGACGGAGGUCAAGUUCGUGGUUGCGGACUUUGACGCUCUGAGCAAUGCGGACUUCAUCGGCCAGGUGUCCAUCCAUCUGGACAAGACGUCAUCACUUGCUGGCCACCAGCAAGUACUGCAUUUGGUCGACAGGAGCGGCAAUCCCGUCAUCGGAAAGAAUGGGCUGCCUGCGACAUUGACCUGCGCAAUUCAGUUUCACCCGCUACCAGAGGGUCGCCUCAGCGCCGUAUGGCGAGUUCACGUGCUUAGUGCGGCGAACCUGCCUUCGCGAGACCUCUCGGGAAGUUCCGAUCCCUGGGUCUCCCUCUAUGCCACAGGAAAAGAGGGCUCGCAGGCCUUUUGCUUCCAGCAGAGGAGCUCGGCCCUUAUGAAGCCAGGCGAGCAGUUCUUGGCGGAAGCCCUGGAAGAAGCGGCACCCGGUUUGGGCGUAGCAGUGAUGCAGUCGGCCGAAAAGAUCCUGCCCUGCGCGGUAGGCUCUGGCCUCAUUGCUGCUGCAACCGGCGUCAAGGAAGAGAAGGCAGCGUUCAGUGCCUGGUCAAUCGCCGCCGCACAUGCUGCGGACCGUGCAGCACGCGGCCUGGCACGAGGUGGGCGCUCACCAGUGGCGCCUGCUGCCGGAGUGACUGAAGGAGAUGGCACGGUUGCGCCGAUCUUCAGCGAUGGUCUGCGCAGCCUACCUGACCGAUCAGCCUGCACCGGUUGGUCUUUGCUUGGGACCUGCCAAUGA